AUGAAGAUAUCAACGUGCAUAUAUCACUUUCUUGUCUUGAACUGGUAUAUUUUCCUCAAUUAUUACAUCCCACAACAUGGAAAGGAAGAGAGGAAAUUAAAAAUCUUUCAAGGUGUUGGACAGACGAAAUACUUGACACUCAUUAAUCUGCUCUUGCAGGCCAUUUUUUUUGGGGUCGCCUGCCUGGAUGAUGUGCUGAAAAGAAUUAAAGGAAAAAAAGACAUUAAGUUCGUAACUGCCUUCAGGGAUCUGCUUUUCUCCACACUGGCUUUUCCUUUAUCCAUGUUUGUAUUUUUGGCAUUCUGGAGCCUCUUUCUCUAUGAUCGAGAUCUCGUUUUCCCCAAGGACCUGGAUAAUAUCUUUCCAGUAUGGCUGAAUCAUGCAAUGCACACUUCCAUACUGCCCUUCAUGCUGGGUGAAGUCAUUCUUAGACCUCAUCGCUAUCCACAGAAGAAGACAGGACUCAUCUUGUUGGCUGCUGGUGCUCUUGCUUACAUCACCAGGAUCCUCUGGGUCUACUCUGAGUCAGGUCAGUGGAUAUAUCCUGUAUUUGCAACCCUCAGCCCACUGGGAAUGGCAGUCUUCUUCUCCCUCAGUUAUAUCUUGGUUGCCAACAUGUACCUGCUCGGCCAGAAGCUCAACCACUGGAAAUGGGGUGACACAAUGCAGCCAUGGAUGAAGAGGAAGUGA
Castor canadensis (American beaver) is the source of this 690-nucleotide messenger RNA. RefSeq names its product androgen dependent TFPI regulating protein (gene Adtrp). The record is from RefSeq and is a predicted model, not a curated record. Gene Ontology annotation, cellular component: endomembrane system; membrane. NCBI's taxonomy places the organism in Eukaryota, Metazoa, Chordata, Mammalia, Rodentia, Castoridae.